CUCAAGCCUUCGACUCCAGCCUCGGACUCAGGCCGGGCGCCCAAGCGUGAGCCCAAACCUUCGCACCCAGCAUCCACCCCGGGCUCGAACCGCCUUGUCGUGCCGAGGGCAUGCGGAGGGGCGCGAGCACGGCGUGCCUGGCGGUGGAGCGCCCCCCCGCCGGCCGGGCGAUGCCCGCGGCGGCGCCCGCGCGGGAGCUCGUGCCAGAGGCGGGCUCGCGAGAGGAAGAGCUCGGCGUGUGCGUACCACGCCAUGUGGCCAGCCAGGGCGGCGGCGCGGGCGGGGAGAAGGCCCCGGCCGAGGCGGCGCGACUGGAUGCCGCGGUGUCCGAGCUGCUGCAUCGGGCCACGCCUGGCAUCCACGCCGCCCUCCGGGGGGCCGCCCGCGACAGCCUGGCCGCCCUGCUACGCGAGGAAAACACGACUCCAUGUUGGCGGAUGCCCUCGGAGGGGAGCCUCCUCUCGGUGGGGCCCGAAGGAAGCCCGCGGGCGUUGCCUCCGCCGCUGCGCCACGACUCGUUGCUGCCGCGCGCGCCGUCGGAGGCGCUGGCGGAGAAAAAACGCUCCACGGACGGCCGCGGGGAGCGUGGAGAUGGGCGUUCAUCAGAGACGGCGGCCUCGGCGUACUAUGGCAGCCCUGGGUGCGAUGCCAGCCACGACGAUCAUGUGUCAGAGGAGGGAAACUGCCGCGGGGAGCGUGGAGAUGAACGUUCAUCAGAGAUGGCGGCCUCGGCGUACUAUGGCAGCCCUGGGUACAAUGCCAGCCUCGACGAUCAUGUGCCAAGGGAGGGAAACUUGCCGGUACUGGCGCCCCUCCGUUAUUCUCGCCUCUUUGGGCCUCCCUGGGGCCUCUCGCUGCCACGGUUGGGCUCGCCCUGGGAUCUUGGUCAGAACGCAGCCUGGGAGCGGCCUAGGGAGCAGGUGUAUCCUUACCUUUUCCGUUCCCCCGAGGGCCUUCAGACAGAAAUGAGCCCGAAGAGCAUGCCCAUGAUGACCCAGGCUUCUUCGAGGCCUUCGUUGUCUUCGGGCUUUCGGGAGAAGCUCGCGAACCCCAUGGCGUGGAAGGCGCUACUCGACGAGCUGUCGCUUGCGUUCAUUGUCGCGAACUCGUUCACGGUGGCUUUCAGCCUCGAUUUGGGAGAGGAUUGGCCAGGGUGGUUCAUGCUCGAAUCGUUCUUCACACUGUUCUUCGUCGUCGAGUUGUUCUGCAGGGUGUGGCUGUGGGGCCUCUGGAGAUUCCUGACCGGGCCAGAGCGCUUUUGGCAUUUUGCGGAUAUCGUUUUCGUGUCUUCUUCUAUCGUGGACACCGUCAUCGCGCUGCUCGCGACGACGUCUGCGAUGGGGUUCUUUUCGAUUCUCCGGCUCAUUCGCUUGAUCCGGGUUGCGCGGAUGUUGCGGGUGGUGAAGAAACCGAUGUUCAGAGAGUUACUUCUCAUGCUAGAAUUGGUCAAAGCUGGUAUGUCGACCACCUUCUGGGCAGCCGUGGUCCUCUCCUGUGUCGUUUUCAUGCUGGGCCUGAUGAUGCGGCAGACGCUGGGGCGGUGGUGCGUGGGCAACGAGGACGAGCGCAGCCAAUACUGCAAAACUGGCCACCUUGCCGAUUACACUGAGAAUUUGUUCUCCACCCUACCAAGAGCUUGUUUCACUGUGUUCAGGUGCUUCACAGAAGGAUGUGAAUCUGUAGAUGGGACUCCAUUGUUAGUGCACAUUCUGGAGAUCCCGUUCUUUGGAACUUGCGCUGUUUGUUGUUAUUUUGCUGUUUACAUGUUUGUGGUGUUCGGCGUCUUCAACAUCAUAACUGGUGUCUUGGUUGAAAAGUCCAUUGCGUCCGCUAGGUUGAGCGAGCUCGCCGUGGCGCAGGAGAUGAAGCAGAACAUGCUCAUGAAAUGCAAGAAACUUGGGCGUCUCCUCAAGAGGCGUAUCUCGGGCAACCAUUCCGAUGAUCCCGUAGUGAUGGGCAGACAAGUAUUUGCGACGAUCGUGGCGACGUAUCCAGAUGUUCUGGAGCUCCUCCAGGACAUUGUCGACAUCGAGGCGGACAGCAAGAUCAUCUUUGACGUGAUCGACGUGAAACAUCGAGGCCUUUUAGAUGUGGAUGAUUUCGUGAUGGCACUCCAGAGCAUGCAGCUACUAAAGAAGGCUAGCCCGAGCCUGCGCCUGAUGGAGGCAGAGCUGGCCUUCGCGGCGCUGUCGCAGAGCGCGCAGGUGCUGCCGCGUUUUUCGCUGAGCUCUGAGAGCUCCUGCUGAUGGCCCUCUGGGGCACGACUUGAGCGGCCCGCGGGAGAAUUCGGCAUAAAGGACAAGGCAUCCUGGGAGAAGCGUUUCCCGAAAAUCCCAAGAGGCCCCUUUCGUGUCACUUCUGGUGUGUACGUACUAGUCGCCGCACCUGUUCCCCCCCGCCACUUCCCCUCUUUUCCUGCCCCCCCCCCUCGCAACCCCUUGUUGUUGUUCUCAUAGUGUACAGAUCACAUGUGCUCCUUUUAGCUAGCGCUCAUCUUACUAGUAGCAUUCCUGUACAUUUCUCUUCAGAUAGCAUGUUUCUUUUUUGGGUCGCGCAGGGGACAUCGAAUUCUGGCACCGCUGUAUCACCCGGUGGCCACACCAACCUCACUAUCGGCGAAUUGGUCGUAUGGCCGCUUCAUGUUGGGGCUCUCAAACGGCAGAGUCACCGUUUUUAGUAAAUCCACGGGCGAUCUACAUGGUUGAUUUGCUAUUCGUUUUAUUUUUUGCGCUGGAGGAGCACACGCUGCGUUAUCUUGACGCGGUUGUCUGUGUCGAGGCGAACUUCGAUGCGUAUGCAAGGGUCCACUAUAUCGACUGGCGAAGGAACAGCGUUGCGAUACUUUGAUUGCGUCA
Messenger RNA from Prorocentrum cordatum, 2855 nucleotides. The record is from the annotation of a GenBank genome assembly. Lineage: Eukaryota; Dinophyceae; Prorocentrales; Prorocentraceae.